CUUAGGAUACCUAGCUGGAUUUGUGAUUCCGAAUCUACCCUAUAUCGGCAUGAGAUCUAGCCGACUUAUAAACUUGUUCAUCCCGCUAGGACUUUUCUCUUUCAAAUCGUUGUUAGCCGGAGCCGACAAGAGCCAUGCGAUAUGGGUAAUCCUACGGAUUACGUCUCGGGCCGCUGCUCGCAGAUCUUUCUCAUAUACAAACCUUCCUUCGCGGGAAGCGGCGUCUUCUUGGCCUUGUUCGCCGUUUUGAUUCCGAUCACAUUAGCCUUGGGGAUCAAGUACAAGAGCUCUGUUUUUGCUACGGCGGUGGUGACGGGACUCACCUUGGAAGUGAUGGGCUAUAUCGGCAGACUCCUGUUGCAUAAUACCCCGACCGAUAGGAGUGGCUUCAUUCUAUUCUUGAUCGGAACUAUCGUGGGCCCGACAUUUAUCUGCGGCAGUAUAUUCCUUAUACCGCCGCAAAUUUUUACCAUCUACGGCGAAGAAUUCCGCUCAUGGAGACCGGUUUGGUAUUCAUUCGUACUCUAUGUGCUUACAGCUGUAUCGCUUGUACUCGAGUUGGCUGGGGUGCUUGUCUCGACAAUUCAAGAUGGCAUAGGAAAAGUUGAUAUAGGCUCCCAUGUCCUCGUCGCUGGGCUAGUUAUUCAACUUGUUGCCCUGGUUAUCUUUAUUGGUCAUGCUAUCCUGUUCGCGAUUGCCGUGCAGACGAGGCACCAUAUGUUGGAUAUUAAAUUUGCCAGCAUAUACAAUAGCAGGUCUUUCAAGGCCUUCUUGUUUGCAUUCACAUUUGCGGUUCUCUUGCUCGUCCUGCGAACAGCCUAUCGAAUCGCGGCGAUUGCCGAGGGAUUCAACAGUUCGAUCGCACAGUCGGAAACGCUGCUACUUAUACUCGACGGGUUAAUGGUACUGCUUGCCACUUUGAUAUUGCUGGCAUUCUUCCCGGGACGAAUUCUACGAGACUCAGGAUCCCAGACAUUACCUCGUAGAUCCCCCAGGACGCCACUUCAACCAAUACGGGUAGCUCCGUACGACUUGCCGUCGACACGAAGCAGCCCGACUUAUAACCGAACCAGUAUCAAGUCUUCUACACCAGGCUAUUCUCUAAGGAAGUUAGCACCGCCUCUUUUAAGGAAUAUGGUGGACAGUGACGCCUUGUGGUAAACGGGGGCGUUAUAUAAACCAAUUUCGGAGAUCACAUAAGGGAUCAUAUGGAAACUCUAUCAGUAGUAUGAAGGGGGUUAUCUAAGUAGCACAUAGCGUUCUCAGCCGCCACUGGACAGGCUGGUUGUGGUGGCCUUGCGG
Daldinia decipiens is the source of this 1302-nucleotide messenger RNA. RefSeq names its product RTA1 like protein-domain-containing protein. The transcript has 3 exons. The record is from RefSeq and is a predicted model, not a curated record. Gene Ontology annotation, cellular component: plasma membrane; fungal-type vacuole. The coding region runs from base 142 to 1161 and encodes 339 amino acids. NCBI's taxonomy places the organism in Eukaryota, Fungi, Ascomycota, Sordariomycetes, Xylariales, Hypoxylaceae.